Molecule: messenger RNA, 769 nt
Organism: Trifolium pratense (red clover)
Lineage: Eukaryota; Viridiplantae; Streptophyta; Magnoliopsida; Fabales; Fabaceae
Product: copper transporter 5-like
Exons: 1
Coding region: 210-641 (143 amino acids)
Biological process (GO): intracellular copper ion homeostasis; copper ion transmembrane transport
Cellular component (GO): plasma membrane
Molecular function (GO): copper ion transmembrane transporter activity
Source: RefSeq, a predicted model, not a curated record
AAACAACAAAAUUUCCCAAAUUUGGAUUGUAACAAAGUACGAUUCACCUAACGUCGUAACUACGAAAGAUUCACACAUACAUAUACCAACUUUUUCCUUCAUCGUACCCACAAAAAUCAAACAAAAACCUUAAAAUUUUCAAAACACUUUUUUUUAAACUUUUCGACACAGUUCAGAAAAAUUUCAAAACAAUUUUUUUGUUUGAAAAGAUGAUGCACAUGACACUAUAUUGGGGAAAAAACGUGACACUGUUAUUUGAUUCAUGGACGACCGAUUCAUGGACGAGUUAUAUACUGAGUUUAAUUGCAUGUUUCGUGAUUGCUACUUUCUACCAAUAUCUGGAGAAUAUUCGGAUUCGGCUGAAGUUUUUUUCCGGCGAGGGAAGGGGUGGUUCUACGGUGGCAGAGAUUCAGACUCCUCUUCUGGGGUUGAAUAAGGUUUCUAGAAAUAAGGUUGUGGAAUCGGUUCUGUUUGGGGUUAAUUCUGCGAUUGGGUAUUUGUUGAUGUUGGCUAUAAUGUCUUUUAAUGGUGGUGUUUUUGUGGCUAUUGUUUUUGGUUUAACGGUUGGUUAUUUCUUGUUUAGGAGUCAGGGUGAAGAAGAGUCUGCAAUUGUUGUUGAUAGUUCUUGUGCAUGUGCUUAGUUUGUGGUUCAAAUUCAUUUUCGUUUAAUAAUAUUUGUGAAUUACUUUAUUUUUUCUGCGAUUUUUCUGUUGUAUGAUUCUAUUCUGUAUCAUCAAAAUGAAAUACUAUUGGAACCUUUUUGUUCUUA